Suhomyces tanzawaensis NRRL Y-17324 is the source of this 720-nucleotide messenger RNA. Its product is annotated as RNA-binding protein. Lineage: Eukaryota; Fungi; Ascomycota; Pichiomycetes; Serinales; Debaryomycetaceae. Gene Ontology annotation, biological process: tRNA 5'-leader removal. The annotation marks the transcript as partial. Gene Ontology annotation, molecular function: ribonuclease P RNA binding. The transcript has a single exon. The record is from RefSeq and is a predicted model, not a curated record. Gene Ontology annotation, cellular component: ribonuclease P complex.
CCAUGGUCAGAUUGAAACAGAGGUACAUUCUCUUUGACAUAUUGUACCCCCCUUCAGAGGAACCUGAUAAGACUCUGACUGAAGACUUUCAUAAUUUCAGUAGGUCCCAAAAUGACGCCUUGCUCAGUUUACACCAAUCAUCACCAGCAUCUAUAAGUCAGAAAACGCUCACAAACGCCCUACGGAAAACAAUCCAAGAGGUUUAUGGGGAUUUUGGGUCAGGAACUGCUGCAAUGCAGCUUACAGUAAAAUAUUUCAGUAAUAAAACAUCAACAGGAAUAAUACGAUGUGGAAGACAGUCACAUCGAGUGGUCGUGGCCGCAUUAUCUAUGAUCAACACGGUUGAAGGAAACAGCGUGAUUAUCAGAUGUACGAGAGUAAGUGGUACAAUCAAAAAGUGUGAACAAUACUCAAUUGCAAGGACCCGGGAGUUAAUGAACUUGGUGGGUAAGAAUGAUUCCAUGGAUUUGGAUAACCUCAUGUCUUCCUUCAAGGAAACCCAAAGUGAUGGGGAAUCAUGAUAGGAAGAUUAGCGCCUAUUCCACUCAUUAUUAAGUACUGAUGGCCAUAUUACAAAUGUCACAAAAGAGGGCCCAGUAUUCCCAACAAAAGCAAAUUCGAAUCCUAUCAAGUAGCAUAGUUUAAAGCACAAUAUCUAGAUUGAUCUGUGCGGUUAGACAGUGGGCUGAAUUUAUAGAAAUAAUAGAUAUAAUAAUAACG